AUGCAAAACAAAACUGCUGUCCCAAUUCUUAUUGACGUUCUUAAAGACUCCAAGCAAGAGCCGAUUGUUCGCCAUGAGGCAGGGGAAGCCCUUGGGGCAAUUGGCGACAUAUCGGCUCGAGAGGUUCUUGAGGAGUAUUUGAAGGAUCCUAACCAGGUGAUAGCUGAAACUUGUGAGCUGGCUCUUCGAAGGAUUGAGUUAGUCAACUCUAGUGGUGAUAAGACCGAAAGCCCUUAUCAAAGCAUAGAUCCAACCUCGACUGCUUCCAGCGAUAACGUGGACGAGCUUGGUGCAACGCUAGUGGAUAGUUCUAAGCCUCUUUGGGAUCGUUAUAGCGCAAUGUUCAAAUUAAGGAAUAUCAACACGGAUGCUUCGAUAAAAGCUCUCGCACAAGGUCUUUACUGUGAAGACAGUGCAUUGCUACGACACGAGGUUGCCUACGUUCUAGGCCAGGCACAGUCUCCAGUGGCUAUCCAGGAGCUGGAGGAUCGUCUGACACUCCUUUCUGAGAAUUGCAUGGUUCGACACGAGUGUGCUGAAGCUCUCGGUGCUAUUGCUACUGAACGUUGCACUUCGUUAUUGCAAGAUUACAUCAACGAUAAAGAGCGUGUUGUUCGGGAGAGUUGUGAGGUCGCCUUGGACAUGGCUGAGUAUGAGAAUAGUGACGAGUUGAACUACGCCACAGUAAAAUCGUAA
This is a messenger RNA of Ostertagia ostertagi, 696 nucleotides long. The record is from the annotation of a GenBank genome assembly. NCBI's taxonomy places the organism in Eukaryota, Metazoa, Nematoda, Chromadorea, Rhabditida, Trichostrongylidae.